GCGCAGUUCAAAAAGCAUCGGGAAGGUUCCCUGUUGCCGGCUCGGCUCGCUUUGUCUGGAAAGAAAUUCCUGCCUGAGGUGCUGCCCAUUUUCUCUGCUGUCUCCUGCUCUUGUCCGUUCCAGCAUUGAGCAUGGUAAAGAAGAAUACUAUCCCUGAUGGAUGGAGGAACAUAUCACCAGUUGGACAACCUAUACCAGGAACUCGAUUCAUUGCUUUUAAAGUACCCUUGAAAGGGGCAAUCAAUCAUCGACUUACACCAACUCAGAAGUUUACACCAAAAGAUCUGAUUUCUGCAGUGAAAGUUCUCAAUAUGGAGCUUGGUUUAAUUAUUGAUUUAACAUAUACAACAAGAUACUAUGAUGUUAAGGAUUUGCCCAAAAGUAUGGAGUAUAAGAAACUUUUUACUGUAGGUCUUGAAGUCCCAGAUGAUCCUACUAUUCUACAAUUCAAAAAAUGGGUCAGAAAAUUCCUGUGGGAAAAUGCAGACAACGAGAAACUCAUUGGAGUACACUGUACUAAUGGAAUUAAUAGAACAGGUUACCUGAUAUGCAGAUAUCUUAUUGAUGUUGAAGGUUGGGAUCCAGAAACAGCAAUCCAAGCUUUUGGAGAAGCACGUGGCCACCAUAUGGAUGGUAAUAUAUAUCUGACAGAUCUUAAAACUCAGCCAAUGAGAAGCAAUCUGGGGAUGAAUAUGUGGGAUGCUGAUGGAGAUAUUGUGCCACCACCAAACGAUAUAGAGGGACAUAUUGAUCGAUUUCCAAAUGAAGAAUAUCCUAGGCCUGGUAAAAGAUUAAGAGUUUAUGAUGAUGGCCACAAUGACUUACCGGAAGAGAUCCGAUUGAGAGAGUUUGAUUUUAUUAAUAAGGGUCCUGGGCAACGUCGAAAACCAUAUCAUGAUCACCAGUUUCAAGAUGACAUGCAGCCACUGCCACAAAUGAGACAAAGGCAUUUCCCUGACCACCAGUUUCAUGAUGACUACCAGGAAGAAAUGCAGAUUAAAGAUUUAAACUUUCCUACAAGAAGACCGGGACACAGAUUUCAACCUUUCCAAGACCGCCAGCUUGGUGAUGACUUUCCAGGAAAUGUAUCAGCUGCAGACGUUGUUAAUAUGGGCCAUAGUCAGAGGCAAAGACCUUUUCCUGACACUCCUUGUUAUAACCAUAGACAGAUAGAUACCCAGCUCAGCAGAGGCCAAGGACAAAGACGAAGACCAUUUUACAAUCGACAGUCUAGUGAUGAUUUUCAGUCACCUGUGCAGGACAAAAAUCAAUUGUUCCUGAAUAAGAGACCUGUGGAAAGAAUGAGACUGUUUCCUAAUUGUACUGUUCAUGAUGAUGUUCAACCACCAGUGGGAGAUUUUGAGUAUGUUAGCAGAGGGCAUGGACAAAGAAUGGUACCUUUCCUUGACCAGCAGCAUCACAGUGAAUUACGAAGAAAAAUGCCAUUAGAAAAUUUUGAUGAUGAAGAUUCUGAAAGAAGAAGUAGACCAUUCCAUGAUAAUCAAUCAUACUGUGAUUUUAGUGAAAAGUCACAGAUGAAAGAUUUCCAAAACAGGGGACCUGAACAAAGGUUGAAUUCUUUUAAUGACCAUUCAUCUCAUGCUAAUGAGCCAUAUGAGGAGUAUUCUGAAAGAGGCCGUUUUUCUUCCCAUGAGUACUAUGCAGAGUCUCCCUUACUUCAGAGAGAUUAUGGCUCUGAUAAUGAUGAUUAUAGUAGAACUUGCAGAUCUGAUUACCCUGAAGAUCACAGAACAAUCCAUCCUUCAGAUAUAAUUAACAGAGGAAGAAAAACUAGAUUUGCACCAUAUUCCUCUUACCCAACCGUUCCCUCUUCAUCUUCACAUCAGGAACAUUCAGUCUCAUUGCACAGUGGAAGGGAACAUCAGCGUGAAAUUAAGAGAGAGAUGAGCCAGGGAAAAAGAUUGCCAGUUGUAACAAUUGAUUAUAAUUAUGGCUUGCCUUUAGACUAUACUUCUGAGGAGGACGAUCGAGCUCAUUAUGAUUUACAUGCAACAGAACACUACAUUUUGAAAUGAAUUGGAUUUGUAUGUGCAUGCAUUAUUUUAUCAUAUUCCUGUAUAUGGACCAAAUUUCUUCUCAAGCUGGAGAACUUCAUUGUCACUCAACAUUACAAAUAGUAUCUGUAACAAGUCUAGUUCUCUUUUUUCACAUUUAGAUGAUAAAUACAUUGGUUAAGUAUAUGUGGAAACAAAUGCCUGAUAUAUGUAAAAUAAAACUAGUUUCUCAUUAAUGAGACUGAACAACCCUAAGGCAUGACACCAACUGUUCUCCCUGCUUUCCUCAAUUUGAAAUGUAUAAACUGUGUCAGCUGACAUGUAAUAAAGCAAUUGGAUUACUGAUUUUGGUAGAAUGUUAUAAAAUAAAGUAGGAUUUGAAAGGAAUGUAACAAUACAUAAAUAUUUAACGGAUUAGUUAUGGUAAUGUGGCUAAUUCAUUUGAUAAUAGUAAUUUGGAUUUUUCAAUAUUUCAUUUGAAAAGUAUGAGUGUAAAUAUUGUUUCAGAAAGAAACCUGUCACAUUAGAAAAAGACAAUAAACUUGAGGGUUUGUGUUCGAUUA
Candoia aspera is the source of this 2578-nucleotide messenger RNA. RefSeq lists its product as uncharacterized. Bases 132 to 2036 code for a protein of 634 amino acids. Gene Ontology annotation, biological process: dephosphorylation. Gene Ontology annotation, molecular function: protein tyrosine/serine/threonine phosphatase activity; polynucleotide 5'-phosphatase activity. The transcript has 12 exons. NCBI's taxonomy places the organism in Eukaryota, Metazoa, Chordata, Lepidosauria, Squamata, Candoiidae. The record is from RefSeq and is a predicted model, not a curated record.